Molecule: messenger RNA, 408 nt
Organism: Pyrus x bretschneideri (Chinese white pear)
Lineage: Eukaryota; Viridiplantae; Streptophyta; Magnoliopsida; Rosales; Rosaceae
Product: 1-aminocyclopropane-1-carboxylate oxidase homolog 5-like
Exons: 2
Coding region: 1-408 (135 amino acids)
Source: RefSeq, a predicted model, not a curated record
AUGGACGCUACCGAAAAGGGAAGUUUUCGCAGGGAAGUUUUGGCUUUUUCUGGACAAGCACUUCCAAAAAAAGCAAUUUAUUCAAUAGCGUGGAUUUCAGGAUCAGAUAAGGUGGCAUGUAUUCAGAUAGUUAACCAUGGAGUUCCAAUUGCUGUGAUGGAGGAGAUGCUGGAAGGUAUAAGAAGAUUUCAUGAGCAGCCCCCGGAGGCCAAGAGGGCAUCGUACUCCCGUGACUAUACUCGGCAUGUGAACUAUUAUUGCUGUGGAGAUUUGAAAGUGCGAGCGAAAUCAGCAGCAGACUGGAGAGACACCUUGUCCUUCAAAGCCGUAGAGGAUCAAUGGGACUUUGAAGCACUUCCUCAAGUCUGCAGAUACUUUAAUUUCUGCAGCAGCUCUAAGAAAUUUUGA